Molecule: messenger RNA, 8778 nt
Organism: Pristis pectinata (smalltooth sawfish)
Lineage: Eukaryota; Metazoa; Chordata; Chondrichthyes; Rhinopristiformes; Pristidae
Product: rap guanine nucleotide exchange factor 1-like
Exons: 27
Coding region: 254-3979 (1241 amino acids)
Biological process (GO): positive regulation of GTPase activity; Ras protein signal transduction
Cellular component (GO): plasma membrane
Molecular function (GO): guanyl-nucleotide exchange factor activity
Source: RefSeq, a predicted model, not a curated record
GCUCAUCCUUCAGACAGGCUUUUCUUUUUAAAAGUCCUUCGCUGUCGGCGCCGUCCUCCCGCUGCUGGGAAGCUCCGGGCUGAGACUGAGAGGGCGAGCGAGCGAGGGAGGGAGAGGGAGAGGGAAGGGAGGGAGGUCUCCAGCCACCGCAGCUCGGACAGGCGGAGACACGGCGGCCGAUCAUCGGGACAUCAUGGGGAUCGAAUGAGCGCCGUUUGUGUCCACCAGGAGAGCCGCGGGCUGGAGUCGGGAAAUGUCCGGCAAGCUGGAGAAACAAGAUUCCCAACGCUCCCAUCUGAGCUCGUUCACCAUGAAGUUAAAAGACAAAUUUCAUUCACCAAAAAUAAAACGAACUCCCUCAAAAAAGGGAAAACCAGUGGAAACAACUGUUAAAACCACUACAGAAAAGCCUCCAAACAAGACUUUAAACCGGCUAGAGGAGCAAGAAAAGGAAGUGGUCAGUGCACUGCGAUAUUUUAAAACCAUUGUGGAUAAAAUGGUAAUUGAUAAAAAAGUACUGGAGAUGUUGCCAGGAUCAGCCAGCAAAGUCCUAGAAGCCAUCUUGCCAUUAGUACAAGUGGACCCACGCAUUCAACAGAGCUCUGCCAUCACAUCCUGUUUAAAUCAGGUAUACCAAAGCCUGGCCAAUCUGAUUCGCUGGUCUGAUCGGGUAAUGCUAGAAGGUGUGAAUCUAGAUGAAAAAGAAAUGAUUAAUGCAAUGAUUAAGGCAGUGCUCGAUGGAGUGAAGGACCUUGUGAAACUGACAAUAGAGAAGCAAGAACAGCCAUCCCCCACCUCUCCAGUGAAACCCACCCAGCCAACAUCUAAAACUGACAGUGUAACAGAGCUUCCCUUGACUGACCGUGAAAAGGAGAUUCUAACUAAAACUACUCCAAUGACGAGAUCACUGGAGGUACUUCCAGAUUCUGCAGAUGGGGAAUGUGCUCCACCAAAGCCACCGUUGCCUGGUAUUCGUAUCAUGGAACAUGGCAGUCCUGUUCCUGCAAUCUUACCACCUCUACCACCCAAGAAGAGGCAGUCUGCUCCCUCCCCAACCAGAGUGGCAGUGGUGCCUCCCAUGAGCCGAGCUGCCAGUGGUUCCAGUAUACCUAAUGCCAAGCAGGAGUUUGACGGCUUGGAUUGUUAUUUGCAAAGGCGGCUGUCUGGUGGCAGCCACUCCUAUAGUGGUGAAUCACCAAGGGUAUCUCCCUGUAACAGCAUAGGAAAGCUGAGCAAAUCGGAUGAACAGCUGUCUUCACUGGACAAUGAUAGUGGACAGUGUUCACAGAACACAAGCUGUGAAACACUUGAUAAUCCAGAAAAUUAUGAUCCUGAUUAUGACUUCUUGCAUCAGGAUCUUUCGAACUCUGAUCAGAAUUCGCAGCACAUUUCAGGCAUGCUAAGCCCACUACCAGAGUCAGCAGUAGAGUCCAGUUCACCUCUUCCUGGGCAGACAUUUACUUCACAGUUUUGUACUUCACAAGCAGUGCCUGACUGGCGGCUGGAGCCACAAACUGGUGUUUCACCUAUGCAAAUACCACCAGCAUUACCGGAGAAGAAACGUAGGAGUGCUGCUUCAUCAGACAGUUCAGGAUCCAGGGUUUCGUAUGAGAGGUUUCCUUCACAAUAUGACAAUAUUUCUGAGGAGGAAAUGCAGAAUUCUGCAUUGUCAACAGUUCAAUAUCCUCCAUUUGCUGUAGUUUCGCCAAGGCAACAAGGAAUUCCAUCGAUGUCAGUUGGAUUCCAGGAUAUUGCUAUUUCAGAAAUGGCAGGAGUACCUGAGAAACCACCACCACUCCCAGAAAAAAAGGCCAGGCACAUCAUUGCAUAUAUGCAAUUUGUGGAAGAUUAUUCUGAGCCACAGCCUCACGUCUUUUAUCAGACACCACAGAAUGAACAUAUAUAUGAGCAGCGAAACAAACGGUUUCAGGAAGUCUAUGGAUUCAAUGACUCCUUCAGCAGUACUGAUUCAUCAAUAGAGAUUUUGCCGCCUCCAGCUCUGCCACCCAAACAAAGACAACUGGCAUCCUAUGCUGCUGCACCAUCUUCUUCCUAUUCUUCAUCCUCCUUCUCAUUCUCCUCCUCGUUCUCUUUCUCCUCCUCCUCUUUCUAUCUUCAGCAGUCGAAGGUCCUUGUCCUGCCUGAGGACGCCAAUACUGCUACCAGUAUCAGCAUGUCCGUCUCCAAUUCCUUCCUGAGUCGUCACAACUCUUUAUCUUCAUCUUCGUUCAAAUCGGUUUUUAGAUCCUAUUCGCAGGACUUUGUUCCUCACCAUCAUACCUCUGCAUCUCCUUCUCUUUGCACUAUCUCCUCCCACUUUCCAGUUGUGCACCAAUCGAGGAGCUCCGAUCUAACCUUGCCAGGCUCAGCUAGCCUAGUGAAAGCUACGGAACUGCUGGACUGCUCUCAUGACAAUGCAAAGCCUGUUCCUGUCUGCCUCCCUCCUGAAUCUGCUUUUCCCACCUCUCUCCAAACUACUUCGAGCGAGAGCAAUAGUGAGGAUGCUGGUGAGGGUGAAUACGUUAAUCUGUAUUCGUCCAACCAAACCAAUGGAGACCUCUCUCACCCUGAAGCAGAAAUACCGAUGUGUGCUGAUACUGAGCCUAUAGAAUCUCCUAAUGAAGAAGAGGUCCAUCACAGUGAUUCCCUGAAAUCAACUAAUGUAAAGGAAAACCAAGACAGAAAUGACAGGCGAGCAGACACACAGAAUACACCUGACUUGGAUCAAAAUGAUGAAACGGAUGAAUUGUCCCUCAUAAAUCAUGAUGAAAUUGUGGCUCGACUUACUCUCAAACAAGAGGGAGAAGAUGGUCCAGAGGUACGAGGAGGCUCAGUUGAUAUUCUCAUAGUGCAUGCAACUGAGACAGAUCGUAAAGACUUAGUGCUUUACUGUGAGGCAUUCCUGACCACCUAUCGAACAUUCAUUCCACCUGAGGACAUCAUCAAGAAACUACACCAUCGUUAUGAGAAGUUUUGCCACUGUCCAGACACUUUCAAAAAACGGGUGAGCAAGAAUACAUUCUUCGUUCUGGUACGAGUGGUGGAUGAACUCUGUCUGGUAGAGCUAUCGGAUGACAUCCUGAAGUUGCUAAUGGAACUUGUGUUCCGUUUAGUGUGUAGUGGUGAGCUGAGUCUGGCCCGGGUUCUAAGAAAAAAUAUUCUGGAUAAAGUAGAUCAGAAGAAGACUGUGAAAUAUGCUGGUUUGAUGAAGCCGUUGGCUGCACGUGGGGUAGCAGCAAGGCCUGGAACCCUUCAUGACUUCCACAGUCAUGAGAUUGCUGAACAGUUGACAUUGCUAGAUGCUGAGCUGUUCUACAAAAUAGAGAUCCCUGAGGUUUUACUCUGGGCCAAAGAACAGAAUGAAGAGAAGAGUCCGAACCUAACACAGUUUACAGAGCACUUCAACAAUAUGUCCUAUUGGGUGAGGUCAAUAAUUAUUCAACAGGAAAAGGCACAAGAUCGAGAACGGUUACUCCUCAAGUUUAUCAAAAUUAUGAAGCACUUACGCAAAUUGAAUAAUUUUAAUUCAUACCUGGCCAUAUUGUCUGCAUUAGACUCAGCACCUAUUCGAAGGUUGGAAUGGCAGAAGCAGACUUCAGAGGGUCUGGCUGAAUACUGCACACUCAUUGAUAGCUCCUCUUCAUUUCGAGCGUAUCGAGCUGCUUUGGCAGAGGUGGAACCACCCUGUAUACCUUAUCUGGGUCUUAUAUUGCAAGACCUGACCUUUGUUCAUCUUGGCAACCCAGAUCUAAUUGAUGGAAAGAUCAACUUUUCUAAACGAUGGCAGCAGUUUAAUAUCUUAGAUAGUAUGCGACGGUUCCAACAAAUUCAUUAUGAACUAAAACGCAUCGAUGAUAUUGUUACGUUCUUCAAUGAUUUUGGAGACCAUCUUGCGGAAGAAGCGCUGUGGGAACUCUCAUUAAAAAUCAAACCACGAAAUAUUCAACGACGGAAAACUGAGCGGGAAGAGAAAACCUAGGAUUCACCCAUGGAGGCUAGAUCUUAGAUGGCAGCUAAUGAACCCCAUUAAGUGACUUGCUUUACUUAACAGAGCUACAGAAGACGGUUCAUGCCACGGUGCUACACCUUCAGAGCUUUGUUUUAGAGCAUAAAACAGGUGGCACUGCUCUAGGGAAACGUUCCAAGUUUAAUGCCAUUGCCUGCAUUCAAUUUCCUUUCUUACCAUUGUGCCAAGCUGUUUUAAAUGUCCUUCGUUGGACCCACUCAUGCAGCUCAAUUCAUCCAGCAAACCCAGAGUGACCUGCAGAUAAACUCUGCUUUGGAGACCGAGAUUGUUGGGUAUAAAGGUACGGCAGUUCAUGGUAGUGGACUUUUGUCUGUAGAAUAACAAAUAGUGGUACUAGCAAUUGCACAGAAAACCUUAAAAUAUAAUUCUGUACUGUAGGAGAAAGACUGGCUCACUGUAAAUAGUAGAUUACUAGUUUGAUGUGUUGUAUUGGAUUUUUUUUGCAUGUGUAUGACUGAAUGCCAGUAAUUGAAGAUUUGAUUGGGGGGUGGGGGGGGUGGUGUGCAAGCUAAUGCUAUAGCAGACUCUGUUUGGCCAGGAUGGUAUUCAAAGGGCAGGGGGUGGCUCCUAAUUGUUCCAUGCCUUCAGAUAAAAGAUCUUCAACAAGAUGCACCAGAUGCUAUUUUACAUUUUUGCAUGGACUCUGCUUUUUUAGAGUCUAAAAAAUAAUAAGCAUUUUUUUAAGGACUAUCUCAGUUCAUUGCUGGAAUCUGAGCUGCAUUUGAAACAUUUAAAAUAAUAAGCAAAAGUUGGUGUUUGUCUGGAGUUUCUGUAUAUAGCAAGUCUACAAAUUAACUCUUUUUAACCCAUCAAAUAGUCGAUAAAUUCACUUUCAUUUGUCAGGUCUUACUAACUUGUGAAACAUGAAUGCUACUGUGCAGAAUGCCACCCUUACUUGCUUUGGGUUGUUAGGCACCAAGUUAUUAAUGUUGUCUAGGUUUGCACAUGUGCAAAGGAAACAUACCGUGCUUGUUUAGUUGGCAAUAAUCAUUGGCUAAGCCUGAAGUGAUGUUACCUUCCAGCAUUUAAGGUGUUGAAAAAGUGGUCCUCAAUGUGCAGCAUUUACGAGUCUAGGUAAAAAAAACCCCAAAGUACAGAAAUUUACUGGUUGUUUUUAGUGUUACCCUGCUGAUUCUAUUAUUGGAUAGGUUUAACCAGUUGGCAUUUAGCUCAACUAUCACCAGCACACUUGAAAUGUGCUAAAUGAUUGUUGAUACAGAUAUGGGGACGUUCUUUCCGAACCAUAUUGAUAUCAAGAUCAUUCAGCACAAUUUUCUGUGCAGUCCCUGUUCUUUAGCAGAUGACUGGGUUGUAAGAUGUCCAAGCCAUACUUGAUAAAUGAGUGUAGUAUGAACAAAAACCUAUUUAAAAUGUCUAGUAACAAAUUAAUUGCAGAAUAUCUUAGUUAUCAUCACAAUUAUCUCUCUCCUUUUGUGCUGUUUGGAAAAUUUUAAAAUUAUCAUGGAGUGCAGCUGAUUUUGGAAUUUCAGUAAGAAGAUUAGCUUACAUGUGAGUAUUUCAAGUGCUGACCCAAAUGAUUUCCUUGUAAUACAUGAUGCUUAAACAUUGUCUAAAAUGACAGAUAAAAUGAACUUGAUUUAGAAUAUGAAUUCAGGAUUUGAUUUCUUUAACAAAUAGUAGAUGCUAAUUAGUUUGACUUUUUUAAAUGAAUCAUGGAAAAUCCAGAAGAGGCUAGUCCAAAGAUAAGUGCUGCCUCUUCCCCACUGAUAAGUUCUACAAUAUAUGAAAUGAACCAGAUAAGAGGUUCAUUUUCCUCGUUUUGCAACUGUCUAUGGGAAAGGUUUGUCUAGGUCUAAGAUGCUGAUGUGUGAAUAGUCAAAUAUGUCCCACGUUAACCAAACUAGCCAUAUUUUUGACUGAAUUUCAGUUGGUACUGGUAGCUUUACAGUAUUAAGAUAUGUUAAUGGCAUUCAAGAUAAGACAUUAGCAUGGGUCUUCAUUCUCAUCCCAGAGAUGUCUUCAUAGUAACAAGUUUAAUAAGGAGUUUGUUACCAUAAGGAAUCUCUGGGCUGGUGAAUGCUGUGCAUCUGGGGGGGUGGGGUUGGGUUGAUGGGAGAGAGGAGGAGACAGUAGCUUCCAUCACAUCUAACGGGAGGUGUUGAGAGACAUUAAGGUCUGGCUGGCUGGCUUUCAACACGAGCAGCUGCUGGCAGUUCCCAGCAAUUGGUGGCACUCGCUCUUCUGGCCUGGAUGCAGCCCAAAGUCCUGAACUCUACAUCUCAGCACUGAGUGGUCCCACUGCUUGCCCCAACCCUCAGACAGCCUAUUCACCCUGAGCCAGUACAGGUCAGGGGUUAGUGUCAGGUUCCUACCACAACAGCAAGGAAGGCAGGACUUCACCAAGUUCCUGGCACAGCAUGCAGCCUAAGCAAAUCAUUUUUUUAAGGGAGCAGCCUGGAGGGCCAAGAGUGCUACAAUGAAUGGAGACUCUGCAGGAUAGCACUAACUGGGAUACCAGUGUAUGGACAUUGUAAAUAACUUUUUUAGAACAUGAAUUCAAACAGAAACCAGAUUCUUGUUUUUGUUUUGAUAUAGACACUGAGAUUUGAAGUAGCCUUGUAUUACCUGGCCUGCAGGUUAAAUAAAGUGAAGAAUCAGUUUCUGUGUUGAGCUGGGUUUUGGAUCCAUAGAUCAGCCUUAAGCCUUUUUAUUUAACAAAAUCUGUAAAUCACUGAUCCUAGACUAGGAAAAAUUGGAAGGUUGUGAUUCAUUGAGUUUUCUAUUUUUAAUUAAUUUUGCACAGUUUUUUAACAUUGUGUAUAGUUUUUAAAUCUUCUGCAGCCACAAUGUAUCAGCUGUAGCUGACGGACUUGUGAUCAUUUCCUAUUUACUUGGGCAUCAUAAAUGAAACAGGUAAUGUCAAUCAAGUCUUUUACCAUAUUUUUAAUCGCGCUAAUAUUGCUAUCAAAAAUAGUGUCCCUUGUGGCCCCACUCCUUACACUUCUUCAGCUCUCCACAUGAUCUCCCAAUAUUAUGACUUCCCCCUCCUGCUUUUAGUCAUCGGUCAUUUUACAUUGACGUUUAUUUCUGUUUUCCCGUCACUGUGCUCUUUCCAUUAAGUGCAAGAUUUCCCAUGGUGAGCUAAGCACUCUCCACCACUGUCAUGCUUACUAUUUUCCAUAAUUAUUUAAAAAUUGUCCUAAUUAUGCCUGGUUCAUUGAAAUAUCAUUGAGCUGCAGUUGAUGGAAACUAUAAUGAUAUUGGUUUAGCCCACACCUCUCAAAUUGUGUACAAUUCUGUUAUUCUUACCCAAGGAAGGAUAUUCUGUCAAUAGAGGGAGGGGAAUGCAGGUUCACUAGCUUAAUUUCUAUGAUCGGUGGGAUCAGAGGUGAAGAUGUCCUUUGGUCUGAGAGGGUAGAUGCAGGGAUGAUAUUUCUGCUAGCUGGGAUGUUGAGAACUGGGGAGGGUCAGUCACAAAAUAAGCAUUCAGCUGUUCAUGAUUUGGAUGAUGAGAAAUUUAAGAAAUUUUAAUCUUUGGUAAUGGAGGAUCAGUCACCGGUGUUUAAGACAAAGUAGUAGAGUUGGAUAUCGAGAAAGUGGAGGGGAAAUGGAGUUAGUGCAAGAACAAUUAGUCAUGAUUUUGAUGAAUAGUAGAGCAGACAUGAGGGCUGGAUGGCUUAAUCCUGCUAAUUCUUAAGUUUAUAUUUGUAUUUCAUAAUUCCAUCAUUUCAGGCCAUUUGCUAAUGACAUUCACCAGCAAAUAUGUUUGCUUUUAUUAGCCAAGUUCCAACAUUUACUAUUGCACAUGGAGACGUGCAUAUGUUUAAUCCAGGUUCCUUCAUGAUGCUUCACCGAUCUAUCGGUGAAAACCAGUAGUCAUUUCAGUGGUAUGUGUUACUGGUAUUUCAAGACAUUGUGAAAUUAUUUCUACUCUUGUGCACCCUUUCAAUUAACAGAAUGCAAUGCUGCCUUUUUUUUAUAUAUGUAUUCAUUUGUGGUGGGGGAUGCAUCUAGGCAGCAACAGUGAGGCCAGCACUUCCCAUUCCUAAUUGCCUUUGAGAAGUUGCUAGAGAAUAUGCCAUCAUCCAUUGCAGAUUGUGGAAAGGCUUUAGGAUGUCACUUGCUGUGUCAGGUGCCCACUCUCUGACCUAGUCAUGGUAUUUAGUUAAAAUUCUGGUCUAAUGCCAUUGACUGUCAUGGUUGUUAGACUCUCGUUGGAGAUGGUCAUUACUCGGCACUCUUGUGGCACAGACUGGCCUUCCUUGCUGCAUGCAGGCAUGGACUGCUUCAAAGUUACAGCAAAUGGAAUUGAAUAUUGUGCAAUUGGUAGUAUACAUCCCUGCUUCUAACUUUGUGAUGUGCUGUCUAAGAAAAAAAAUAAUGCUGAAUUGCAUCAUCCUUAUUAUUAUGGUGCCCUGCGAUGUUUUGUUUGGUAAAAUGGCACAUCAGUUCAAACCUGAUGUGGUUUUGAAAUGUCUAGUUUCAAAGUUUUAUGCAUCUAACCUCCACAUGGUUGGAUGAAGUACAAGCUGUUUUAAGUGUUGCAGUUUGGAAAGGAUAAACUGCUAAUUUAAUCAGAGAUAGUGUACAAUAUAGUUCAUUUUGUUGCCUUGAAUCAUGAAGAUCAUGUGUUGAAUCAUAGCUUUGUUUUUUUCACUAUCUGAAUUGUACUCCAUUUGCUUUAGAAUUUCGUUAAAAUUUUCUCCUGCCCAGCCAGGUCAAAGUAUUUCCUAUGGAAAAUUACCUACAAAUUCUAUUGCAGUUUUCUAAAGUAAAGGAACUGAAAACUU